AGUGGUGCCUCGUAGGGAGGCCCCCACCGGUCUCCUUCCCGGGGCGUCGGCCCAGGUCGGCGCAGGUCCGUCACCCAGGAGGCCUCCGGGAAGCCCGCGGGGACUCGGGGCGACGCGCGUAAAGUUACAUCCGACCAGGGAAGCUCCGUUCUGCUGGAAUAGGAUGCCGGACAGAGUGGCACCUCCCCAGGAGCCGGGGCAGGGCAGCCUCCUGUAGCCCCGUGCGUGCCCCCUUUGUCUCUCGGCUUUGGUUGCCUCGUACACGGAUGCUAAGGACGUUUUGCAACGGCUUCCCUGCUCCACACUGCGGUGGGCCCAGCUCUCUGGUCUGGGAGCGCCGGAGCGAGCGUGCGGCUGGGGGUCUGACACUGGCGCCCUGCCCGCUUCCCAGCAGCCUCUGCAGCGUCCCAGGCCGGUGGGGACUGACGGGUGGGGUGGGCUGCCCUGUCCCAGACCCCCUGGCAGGAGCGCUGUCUGCUGUGGCUCCUGGUGCGGCCCCGCAGCCAGCCUGGGACGCGGCCCAGCUGUGACUCGGAAAAGUACUGGCAACUCGAGUCCACAGCUCCCAGGCCAGCUGAGCUCCACAUCUUCAAAAGCUCAUUGUCCCCAAAAUAGGAUUUGCAGGACGAGUCCCCAGGUGAGAGUGCCGGGGGCUGUGGGCGAGCAGAGCGGGCCCAGCCGCCUUUCCCUGGGGCCGUGUGCUGCGCUCAGAACGCCGGCCCACCGGGUUCCCUGUCCUCGCCAGACGAGCCUAGAAGAACACGAAGGUUACUGUCUCAUCGGCUUCCUGCCCGCACCGCUCCGUGUGCAGGUGUGCCACGGUUUAUAAGUACAGUUGAAACGCAGGAUAAAAAGUUCGCCAUGACCGAUGGAGGUUUAGCCUGGACGGAGGGCAGGGACGUUCCCUCAGCUGGCGAGUGGAGCCUGUUUCAUUCCAGGACACGGACGCGAUGUUCGCCCGCGGGCUGAAGAGAAAGUGCGCCGACAGCGAGGACAGCCCCCCGGCCCCGCCCGCCUGCAGCCUGCAGCGCCAGUCGCUCCUGGACAUGUCGCUGGUGAAGCUGCAGCUGUGCCACAUGCUGGCGGAGCCCAACCUCUGCCGCUCGGUGCUCAUCGCCAACACCGUCCGGCAGCUGCAGGAGGAGAUGAGCCAGGACAGCGCGUGGCAGGUGCCGGCGCCCGCGAGCGCGGGGCGGGGGCCGCUGGAGCGCCUCGUCUCCACCGAGAUCCUGUGUCGGACCCCGUGGGAGCAGCAGGGGGGGCACUCUGCUGCUGACUCGGGGGGCAGCCCGGCGCCAGACCUCCUCUCCGAACCGCCAGGGGCCCCGAGUGCGCAGGCGCCGCGGGGCGCUCCCGGCUGCGCGUGGGAGGCGGCCAGCCCGCGGGAGAGCAGGGGCGGCUUCCAGAGGUCGCUGGACCAGAUCUUCGAGACGCUGGACAGCAAGGCCCCCCGCGCGGCGGAAGGGCUGUUUGCGGACGUGGACGGGCCCUACUACGACCUGGACGCGGUGCUGACGGGCAUGGUGGGCGCCAAGUCAGUCCCUGGCGACGGGUUCGAGACCUUGGCCCCCACGGGCGCCCCGCCCCCUGGCGUCAGCUACAAGCGGGACCUGGGCGAGCUGGACCACGUGGUGGAGAUCCUGGUGGAGACCUGAGCCUGUGCCCUCACUGCCCGCCGCCAGCAGCCCCGCAGCGCUGGCCACAGGGACCCGGGGCAGCCCCGGCUGCCUCCUCCUGCCGGCGCUGGGCCUCACCAGCCCGACAGCCCCGAGGGCGUGGCCACCAGCGUCUGCCUUUCCUAGGUGAAUUUUUAAAAAUUGAGUUUUAUAUGUUUGGGGCAACAUUUUGGCUUAAGAUAUAUUUUGUAAACUUUUCAUUAUCUCUAGACUUUCUCAGCUAUUUUCUUAAAAGUAUAUUUUUUCUAUAAA
Myotis myotis is the source of this 1928-nucleotide messenger RNA. RefSeq names its product cell division cycle associated 4 (gene CDCA4). The record is from RefSeq and is a predicted model, not a curated record. NCBI's taxonomy places the organism in Eukaryota, Metazoa, Chordata, Mammalia, Chiroptera, Vespertilionidae. Bases 951 to 1655 code for a protein of 234 amino acids. The transcript is spliced from 3 exons. Gene Ontology annotation, molecular function: transcription regulator activity. Gene Ontology annotation, cellular component: nucleus.